AUGUCCGGUCUCGAGGUUGUCGCUGCUGUCUCGGCCGUUAUAUCGGCCUUUCAUGGCGGGUCCGAGCUGGUGAAGCUCAUCAAGAAGAAGAGAAAGAGCAAGAAAGAGCAGGCGUAUAGGGAAAAGGCCUUGCAGGAGUCACUGCAGAGCGGUGAAAUUCAAGUCAAUCAGCGGUACCAGGCAGACUGUAGAGAGAUUGGUCCCAGGUUCCGUACUGGCGAUGCUCUUGCUCGCGAUCGGCUGCUCCACAUAGCGGUCAUGAUGCAAGCUGAAAUCAUAAGAAGCCUCCAGAUUGCGAUACAGUACGAAAAUGCAGUCCUUGACCUCACUUUGCUCAAUGAGACUUCCAUCAUGAACCGUCGUGACACAAUCACGGCGUUGGAUGAGCUCAAGCAACGAAUCUACAUGAGUUUACCGCUAGAGCAAUCGCUACGGCCUCCUACCGUUGACCUGGAGGGAAGAACAUCCAUGGACUCCGUCCGGACUUUCAUGACGGCCAAUACCAUGGCAGCUGAUUUUGUCCCCUCUGCGGUGACGCUCCCCGCGAUCGAUCACGAACCACAGCACGGGCUAGGUAAACUGUUAUCGGUAGCACGGCGACCAUCAUCGAGGAGACCUAUGGAAAGCAGCCGCAUCGAACUUCUUCCAAACUUCGACUGGCUUUCUCGACAUAUUGCGACCCGCGAUGGUGGCAACGAUCUUAUACCUGACUUUAACGCCUUCCACAUUACCAUGUCUACUCCGACUUGUGCUUCACAAGCUCCAAGACACGACAGUGUUAUGCGUCAAGAUUCCAAUUCUACGAAGAGCGUCCAUUCUUAUUCGGGCAGUAACCGCACAAGCUCUGUCCCAUCUAUCGGAGCAUAUGAACUGGCUGCCAACAGUUCUCCCCAGCCAGACGCAUCGCCUUACAUUGGAUCCUCCCCUAUCACACCAGACAGCCCAUUCUCAGGCUUCCACCCAGGCUACGAGCGCACCAACCCAGCGGCACAAAACAGAAAGUCCUCGUACAGCAAUCCUGAUCGUUCCUUCCUCUUUUCGCGCAAGACAGACACAAUCAUGAUGCCCGGCAACCCAAAAUCGAUGCUCGGCCGGCCUUCCAAAAGCAACAAUUACUGGGGCUUCUGCAAAGGCGCGUGGAGCUGCCGCGAAGAGUUCAGCAAAGGCAUCUCGCUCGUCACACUGCCCUCGGGCAUGUACGGUAGCAUGAAAGUCUGGCAAUGCCGCUCCUGCUCCUUCAGCGGCAAAGCGUUCGGCCAGAAACCCCACAUUGUCAUCGACCCUAACGUCCACGUGUCCGGGUGCGGGAUUCGCUAUAAAUGGGCUUUCCUCGCGAAGAGCCAUGCCAAGAAGACCGGGCCGGCGGCGGAUGGCACUGGCGAUAGCGAGAGGUGUAAUUACGGGUGCAUUCUGUGCAGUGUGGCGAGUCGUGGGACCCCUAUCUUUGGGAAUGCCGAGACGCUGAUGAAUCAUAUAUAUCUGGAGCAUUCGGCCAGUAUGUCCAAGGACGUGCAGGAGAUUGCGAGGUGCGUGUUUAACAGGGUGGCCGGGCCGAGUGAGGAUUUCGAUAUCAAUAUUCCGUUUGCGCUGCAGGAGAAGGAGGGGAGCUAA
Pseudovirgaria hyperparasitica is the source of this 1611-nucleotide messenger RNA. RefSeq lists its product as uncharacterized. The coding region runs from base 1 to 1611 and encodes 536 amino acids. The record is from RefSeq and is a predicted model, not a curated record. The transcript is spliced from 3 exons. NCBI's taxonomy places the organism in Eukaryota, Fungi, Ascomycota, Dothideomycetes, Acrospermales, Acrospermaceae.